Molecule: messenger RNA, 749 nt
Organism: Poecile atricapillus (Black-capped chickadee)
Lineage: Eukaryota; Metazoa; Chordata; Aves; Passeriformes; Paridae
Gene: CD164L2
Product: CD164 molecule like 2
Exons: 6
Coding region: 111-617 (168 amino acids)
Cellular component (GO): cytoplasmic vesicle
Source: RefSeq, a predicted model, not a curated record
CGCCUCCCGCGGGCGCGCAUCUGCUCCGCUCCGCUCUCCCGGGAGAUCCGCGGACACCCCUCCCGCCGGCACCGAGCCGGGACCGAGCCGGGACCGAGCCGGGCCGGGCCAUGGCCCCGCCGGGUCCCGGGGCGCUGCGCUGCGCGCUCCUGUGCGCGCUGCUCUGCGCGCACGGACCCGCUCCCACCCGCGCAGGAGAGUGUGGCAAGCUGAGGUCCUGCGAGAUGUGCACAGCCAGCGGCCACUCCCACAACGGCACCGACUGCGUCUGGGUGGGCUGCGGGACCCCCGAGGAGCCAGAAACGGGGAGCUGUGAGCAGAGAGGGUCAGCAGUGCGGGACACCUGCGCACUCUACAACACCAGCACCCAGUGCCGAGCACUGAAGUCCCACACGGAGGAGCCUCCACGAUCCCAUAGCAAGGAGCCAGUGACACACUCCACAAGGACCACCACCACCAGCGCCCCGCUGACGGGCAGCCCCGAGUUCCACCCGCCCGGCUUCGACACGGCGAGUUUCAUCGGGGGCAUCGUGCUGGUGCUGUGCGUCCAGGCCGUCGCCUUCUUCAUCAUCAAGUUCAUCAAAUCCAAGGACAGCACCUACCAAACUCUGAUCUGAGGUCCCCGAGCCUCCAGGCUGGGGGGGUCGCUGGCCCCGUCCUCCCCGGGUGAAGAGGCCCCUGCUGGGGUCACCUUUCCACGGCCGGACCGUCCCCCUGCACGGCCACACCACGACUAUGCAAAGCUGGGG